Paraglomus occultum is the source of this 1014-nucleotide messenger RNA. Lineage: Eukaryota; Fungi; Glomeromycota; Glomeromycetes; Paraglomerales; Paraglomeraceae. The record is from the annotation of a GenBank genome assembly.
AUGCAUCCUCAAGCCAAGCAAGUUUCCAACUCACGCCAAAACCAAACACUUCAACGUGCAUGUGGCUCCUCUUUGAACAAAGUCGCAUCGACUGCCAUACCAACCUCUCGUUCUCAUUCCUCUCGCUCAGCAUCUUCCAACCGUCGUCACUCGCACAAGAUUCCCGACGAUCUCGACAAGAAUGCGGUAUUCUUUCCCAAGUACAAAGUCGAGAUGCUCAUCAACACCAAAAACACUGAAAGAAGGACCUCCGACAGGCCACCCCGUCCUCCCAAUUCCUUUUUCCUCAUGAAAAAUGCCUUACUUUUGAUACUCCGAGAAAUGAAUCUCAAAGUCAAGAUGCCCGAAUUGUGUCGUAAAGCACGCGACUUGUGGGAUGAGGCUCCAAAAGAGUCGAAACAACUCUACGAAGAUUUGUCAUCAAAAGCCGAACGGCUUCACCAUAUAAGAUAUCCUGGCUACACUUACAAACCGGUGAGAAGGCAAAUAUUCCAACCAUACUCGCCAAUCCUCAACAGUGCGGGAAAUCUCAUUACCAGUUUUCCUGUCCAAGAUUUUCCUGUGGAAGACCCCAAAGAAACUGUUGUGCAAACAGAAGCACCCACCUAUUCCAUUACCCUUACUACACCAUCCGAUUCGCCUGCGACACCUACGCUGAUUUCGUCUCCAGAGAGUCUGGUUUCUCUCAACACACCAAUGCCUUCACCAAGCUAUCUCAUGGUUAUUCCUACGCCUGAGGCCAGCACCACUCCUUUAUACUCACCACAAGAGUAUCAUUUCGUACCGGUAUCGCCAAUAAGCGAUUCUGAACCGGUCAUCUUGAGCAACGAUUCGUGGAAUGUGGGAGAAUACGAGGAUUUCCCUUUAACUAGCCAACAAACUGAAACCCCAGAAAUCCCGAUAGACGCUCAAACAAUUGCCGAAAGCGGAUUCGGACUGGACAAUAGUAACUUUGAAGAAUUACUUUCGCAAAUGGAGGGAUACAUGUGGGAGAACCCAAGAAAUGACAUAUGA